This is a messenger RNA of Trematosphaeria pertusa, 2220 nucleotides long. RefSeq lists its product as uncharacterized. Lineage: Eukaryota; Fungi; Ascomycota; Dothideomycetes; Pleosporales; Trematosphaeriaceae. Bases 1 to 2220 code for a protein of 739 amino acids. Gene Ontology annotation, molecular function: lipid binding. The record is from RefSeq and is a predicted model, not a curated record. The transcript is spliced from 2 exons.
AUGUCGUCCUGCUUUGGACUCCGCAAGCCGCGCGACGACGACCAGCGGCCGCUGCUGCCCCAGUACCGCAAUGACACGGCGCUGCAGCGAGAGCUCCACCAGAAGCUGCACUCGUAUCAGAUGCUCCGCGCCCUGUCCAAGGGCUUUAUGCCAUCGAACGAGCAGGUCAUCACCAACCUUCGCAGCCUCCUCGCCGCCGACAUCCUCAAUCCCGACAACCCUGACCUGAGCGACUCCGGCCGGCUGCUGGUGAAGCACACCAAGCGAUGGCUUCACGAAUUCAUCGAUCUGCUGCAGCACAAAAACAGCAAGGAUCAGAUACAGGACUUCAUCUGGUACCUGUCUAAGUCGAGGGUCUCUGUCGAUGUGGACGACAUUGCCCAUCGCGCCUCCAAGUCAAAGGCCAAAGCAGACACUGUAGCGGCUUAUAAAAGUCUGCAAACAGUCGGCUCGUUGCUGCUGACGAAUUCCGAUUUCCGCAUCUUCCUCUCCGAUCUCAACGUCGUCGGCCGCGAAAUCUUCAAGGACACCGCAUUCGCACUGUCCGAAGUGGCACAUGAGGCUGGGGAGAAGAUAGAGCCCUCAGAGAGUGAGCAGAAGACAUUGAAAGAGCCGGGAGCAGACUCGGACUCUCCCCCGUCUGCGGACAAUCUCAAUGGACAAGCCACGGAAGUCGCUCAAGUGGUUGGCUCCGGGGCGGUGAAAGUGGCAAAGGAGGCAAAAGACAGUGCGGCAGACAAGCUAAGGAGCGAAGAGGGAGACUCGCUGCUAUACCGGCUGAAGAAGACGGUCACGGACUUGCGGAAGAAGAGGGAUUACUCAGAGUCGGUCUCGACACUGGGCCUGCUCCUCCAGCGAUAUGCUAUGUCGUACUCCCGCAUCGUCGAAGAUACCAUGGGCGCUACCCAAAAGGAUGUGAACACGAAUCCCGCUAUGGAGAAAGCAGUGAAGAACUUCUGGACGUUCUUGAGCUCUUUCGGCGACGAGGAAGAGUGGAAGAAACUCGAGGAUCGCUUCCAUCAGGUCAUGGAGCACUCGAAGAAAGACCCACGGUUCGAGGGCCUCAUGAGCGACAUCGGCAACUCCCUGCAAAAGCUGCUGACGGACCCGGACUUCUUUGAUCAUGCAGAUGAGAAAUUCCAAGAGCUGCGGAAGAAAUCUCGCGGCGUCGGCACAGACUCCUCCCUGCGAGAUGAUGUUGACGCCUUCUUUGUGCAAGUACAGAGAACCUUCGAGGCAGUGCUCCGCGACCAAGACAUCGCAAAGCUCAUCAAGACAAGCACGCAAAUUUUCUACAUUCUCUCGCCAGCAUACCGCUACACCAACACCGAGCUGGUCCAAGACGCAAUCAACGUCUUCGUGCCGCUCCUCAUCCAAGCCAUCCAAUACGUCCCCAUCCCGCGUCUCGAAGUCUCUACCCCGGAGGUCGACCUCCUCCUUGAGAACCUCAUCAUCGAACCUGGCAAAACCAUCAACAACACCUCAUUCCUCCCCUUCCGCUUCCGAGUAGAGACGUACAACGACUUCGAGAUCUGGAAAGCGCGCUUCCGCACAGCCUCUUCGGUAACCUCAAAGAUGACCAUCAAAAUCGACGGGCUCUCCGUGCGCGCCGACGAGAUUGGGUUCUUGCUCCGCGCGCACUCGGGCUUGCUCCGCCUCGCAGACGAGGGGAUCGCAUCUUUCCAGCUCGACGAGCGCGGUAUCGACAUCCACCUGGACGUCGAAAUCGCAAAAGAGCGGAUGGAGCAAAUCCUCACACUCAAAGCUGUGCGGGUGCACAUCCACAAACUGUCCUACACCCUCCGCAAGUCCAAGUUCAGCCUCAUCACCUGGCUCCUCAAGCCGCUCCUCCGCCCCGUCAUCCGCAAAGUCAUGGAGAGGCAGCUCGCCACCGCCAUCGCAGACUUCUUCCACGCCGCGAACCGCGAACUACUCUUUGCACGAGAGAGGCUGAGAGCGACCCGCAUCUCGGAUCCGGACGACCUGAAGACGUUCGUCAAGGCGGUAAUGACGCGCUUGACGCCCGCCGAGGACCCGGAUCUAUACACAAGAGUUGGGGUUGCGCCGCCAGGCAAGGGCGUGUUCAGGGGCAAGUAUGCGCCUGGUAGCGUGGUUAAGCUCUGGGAAGAGGAGGGUCGGCAGGCGGCUGAACGGAUUGAUGAUAUGGACGAGGGUGCGUGGAGGAAUGAUGUUUUCGAUUUGCAUGCCAUGAUGCUAUGA